Molecule: messenger RNA, 7479 nt
Organism: Gigantopelta aegis
Lineage: Eukaryota; Metazoa; Mollusca; Gastropoda; Neomphalida; Peltospiridae
Product: receptor expression-enhancing protein 1-like
Exons: 10
Coding region: 109-954 (281 amino acids)
Biological process (GO): endoplasmic reticulum tubular network organization
Cellular component (GO): endoplasmic reticulum tubular network; cytoplasmic microtubule; endoplasmic reticulum membrane
Molecular function (GO): microtubule binding
Source: RefSeq, a predicted model, not a curated record
CGCCGAAGAAAUUGAAAUGAAAGGUGUAAACAACUAUAUAGAAAAGUCGAAUUUAUCCUUAUAGUAUACAUCUAAAAAGACGACCGAAUACUUUUUUGUGUUAGAAGGAUGCUUUUGGCAAUUAUAUCCCGUCUAGUUAUACUGGUGUUUGGGACCCUGUAUCCAGCCUAUGCUUCAUACAAAGCAGUUCGGACGAAGAAUGUCAGAGAAUAUGUGAAAUGGAUGAUAUACUGGAUCGUGUUUGCCUUAUUUUAUUGUGUCGAAACUUUUGCUGAUGUAUUUAUAUCAUGGCUUCCCUUUUACUACGAGGUCAAAAUUGUGUUUGUGUUGUGGCUACUCUCACCCAUGACUCGAGGCUCCAACUUUCUGUUCAAAAAGUUUGUCCAUCCACAGCUAUGCAAGAGAGAAAAGGACAUAGAUGAAAUGAUAGCCCAAGCCAGCAAACAGAGUUAUUCCACAUUGCUCAGUCUGGGAACAAAAGGAAUUCAUUUUGCAACAAAUGCAAUGAUGAGAACUGCACUCAAGGGCCAUGGUAAACUAGUAAGCCAUCUACAGCGGAGCUUUAGUACGAAUGAUAUCACAGAUGAUGGUCAGGGAAUCGCAGACAGAUAUGACCCGUUGGAAGAUGAGGAAGAGGAUCAACUGGAUAACAGAUUACGUGAAGAUAAUGAAGAAUUACUUCGACGUGAUAAUCGUUCUGUAGAUAUUUCCAAUAAACAUUCUAAAAUGAAGAAAAGUGCAAGUGCGAAUGCAGGUCUUUCCAUUGUAAAAGAGGUUGCAGAGGAUGAGGAUGAGGAGGUUGUGUACACAGAGGAGGUUGUUUAUGUGCCAGCUAGGAAGAGCUACUCACACAGAGAGAAGACAACAUCAAAGCAAAAACAGAUAAAUGCGUAUGGAACUCUACCUCGGUCAUCAAACCGCAAGCGAACCUCUGUGAAGAAAUUGGUUCAGUGAUGUUUGAAAUGAUCAUGCUUCCCUUUGAUGGAACUGUAACAGUAAGGUGUGUAACCAGUGAUCUCACAAGUGCAUAGUUUCACAUGUUACAAGGAUAAUAACCCAAUGAAUUCUCCAUUGGAUAAAAUUACUGGAGUCUUUCACAAACGAAUAACCAUAGCUGAGCUUUCUUUUGUAUUAUGAAAAACAUUUGAUUUCAAUUAGAAUUAUUCAAUGGCCAUUUCAGUUCAUAAAAUAAUUAAGCAAUGUUAACACAAAAUCUAUUAUUAAUUUUAUUUCUUUUUGAAAGAAGCUUUUUAAAAACCAUUGUUACCAAUAAUAAAUCUCCAGAUAAUGAAAAAAAAUGAAAAAAAACAGUGGUUUUAAUGCAGCAGUACAUGUAUUUAAUUUUGAACUUAGUUUUGAAUUGUUGGGGCUCUACCUUGAAGUUUUAGAAACAUUUUUUACAAUAUAUCAUUUUAUCUUUAUGGUAAUGGUUUCGAUAUGUAGCAGAAUAAUUAUUGGUUUCAUACACUAGCAGAAAUUGGUACCCAGUAUUAAUGAUACACGCUUGACAUUAUCAUUUAUCAGUUGUAAUUAUAAUAUGUAUUAUAUAUUAGGUCAGUUACCUUGUCACAUGCAUCAUUCAUCAGCAGUUACAAUGCCGAUUUUCAAUUGGGACUGGAUUGUUUUUUAUGAAUACUGGUAUAGUAAAAUUACCAUUAAUAUCUAGGUGGGGUGGGGGGUUGUGAGGAGAAACUUCUUGGCUUUUAUGUGACUGGACCAUUUAUUACUGGCUCAAUAGAUUAUUUUGAAACAUGGUAAAAAAAAGUUAUUUUAUUUUGGGAUAAAAUGAGUAUGAAAGUUACUAUAUCAGUCAAUAGGGUUAGCCUUGGAAGUUGUCCAACAUUUAAUGUAAAGAGUGGAAGAUGGGUUGAUGGUCUGUAUAUCUGUGAUACAGAAUGAUCAUAGUGUCCAUUAUAUGAUUAAAUGAUAAAUGAUUUUAUAACUUUUGUUACUGGCUGUUGUUAUGUCACCAAUCGGAACUUGAUAAGGAAAGUAAUUCAGUCAUAGUCAUACAUUUGAGUGACAGGUUUCCAGUCAGCUUUGAUCACUUUCACAUAAGGCCCACUUAACAUUAAUAUGUUUUCACGCCCAUUUCCAGCAGCAGGAGUUUAUCUGUAUAGUGCAUUUAGAUAGUACCUUUUCUAUAUAUGCGAUUCUGCAUGUGGGCAUUCAGUGCAUUGAAAAAAAGUAGAUACGUUUUUCAGUGCGAUGAUGUCAAAGCGCAAAAUAAAUAUAUGUACUUUUAGCUUAAAAGUGCACUUUGACAAUGUCAAAUUUUGUAUAGUAAUCCACUUGCAAAAAAAAGUAGAUACGGAAAAGUAGAUACGGAAAAGCAUAUUUGCUUACAAUAAAUCAUGCGCAUAAUCGCAUUAAUGGAAAGUGGGUCUAAGAAUGAUCAGUUUUAUUGCUAGUGUUCCAAAUUGCUGUAGGUUUAUCAGUGUUUCAUCACCUAGUCUUUCAUAGCAGUUUUGUUAUUUUAUAUUUUGUAUUUUAUUUUUUAUAUAUAUAUAUAUAUAUAUAUAUAUAUAUAUAUAUAUAUAUAUAUAUAUAUAUAUAUAUAUAUAGAUAGAUAAUUAAAAGACCUAUUUCUGAAAUGGGAAUAAGUUGCCGAAAGGUAUCAUCUGUUAAUUGCUAGAUGGAACUUCAGAUAGAGGUUACAAUACUAAUUACGUCUCAGUCUAAUUAUGUCUGGUAGUUUUGUACUGAAACAGCCUUAUUAUAAAGAAGUAAUGUUUCAUGAAGAAUUUGUCAUCUAUGAAAACUAGUGUUUAAUUGUAAUGUAUCAUGCAUAAUUUACAUUAUAAUUGUGUCUUUCUAGUAGAAGAUUCAUUGUUUUUGCCACAAAUGGUGAGUCAGAUGUAUUUACAUAAUAGCGGUAAAACAUGUAUCGGUAUAUGUAUCUAGUUUCUAACAAGACUGCUAUCAAAUUGUUUACUGCAAUCCCUUUGUCAUAUAUAUGUACACUGUUGUUAAAAUGAGGUGGUGAUAGUAAACUACUUGAUACAAGUCCCAAUUCUGUGGCUAGCCAUUCAGUAAACUUUCAUCUGCUUGGUUGAACAUACUGCAAAUAUGACAAAAUUUCAGUGAUUUCCAAUGACAUUAAUAAUAACCAAUCAGUGUUUUACCCUGAUAUCGUAACCCUGUAAGAACAUGACCAAAAUACAUAUUUGUAAAGAUAACGGAAGGAAUGUCCAAUGUUAAGUAACUGUAUGUGUAUAAUAAUGCUGUGGUUUGCUCAGAAUCUCAGGCAGGGUAUCAGGUUUAGUUAGGUUACGUACACGGUAUAUUCCAACAUAUGUUAGAUAUUUAAAUAUGUGUGGUAUAUGUAUUGUUGGAAACUGUUCUAAUUUUGUAGUGUUACAGAUUCUAUAAUCAGCAUUGGUAUGAUAGAAACAACGAGUUGUGUAUUACACAAAGAAAUCUUUUCUUAUUCUUCUCUGGAAUACUCCUGGUAGUUUUAAGUUGUAGUGAAAAAUAUGUUUAUAUGUGUAUAUAAAUAUUUGUAGAAUGUUUGUUUUAAGGCAAGUGUGAAUGUGUUUUAGGGCUUUAGAUUGCACCAAUGUUAAGGCAAUCAAUGUUGUGCCCAAUAUAAUCACUCCCAAAUUAAGUACAAUAUAUUGACCUCAAAAGCACUGUAGAUUACAAUAUCUUGAAAUGCAUUUGUGAAUAUCUACAAGCCUUCAGCAGUUUUAAUAACAGUAAACAUAGAACCACUUACAUUGUCAAAAACACAAUUCUUAUAACAUUACAAACAGUACCUAAAAUAUAGUUUAAAAUAUACUUCAGUCUUUUUUGUCUUUUUCUUUACCAUAGUGAUGGUGAUCAAUCUUCUAUAAUGAUAUUAUUUUCUGCAUGAAAUAGAUGCCCAGCAUGUAAAAAUUACAAGUUUAAAUGUCAGUUGUAAACUUUAUUUCACAGCAAACAUGUGUUCCUUUGUCGUGAUACUUUUAUUCUGUUUUGGGUUUUUUUAUUAUCUCAGUUACUAUUAUAUGUGUGCUGUAUAUAAUAUAAACACAUAUCUACAAAUCUCACAACAUUUGGACUUUUUGCUUCUUUUGUUUGUUUUACAUUGUCAUGACAGAAAAAAACAAAUUGUUUGUGUGUGUGUGUGUACACUAACUUGAUUUCACUUUAUCCCCCAUACUCUUGGAUAUAAUUGCAGGUCUAAAGCAUAUAUAACACAUGUAAAGUAUACAUCUCAUGAUUUUGUACUUUCUUAAGUUCUUCACUUGGUACAUCAUUUGUUUUUAUUUUACAAUACCAUAAUACAUGUUUCUAUUAACAUUCAAGUGGGUUUUUUUACUGUACUGCAUUAAACAUUCCAAAUUGAGGAAAAAACCCAUCUUAAUUGUUUUUGUUUCCACAAGUCAUCAAAAAAAAUGUGUUUUAGAAACUUUAUGAAAACCAGAUUCUUUUUUUUAUUUUAUAUUUAAGUAAAUAUUUUGCAAGUUUAAAAAUAUGUAAUAACAAUAAAGUCCAUGCAUUAUUAGUUAAUGUAUAAAGCUAUCGUAUGAAUCAACUGUGAUAGGCGUUUUGAGUAGGUGGCCUUGAUAUAGAGCAAAUGUACAUGCAUAAAUUAUGUGUACCAUAGUCUGGUACAAACAUUACAGUUUAGGAUGGGAUUGUUGUUUUGAUACUGUUUGAUUCCAACACACAACUAUUCAUUCUCUGUGUAUUACAAUGCAUUUUGUUUUUCUUCUCCCCACAUACUCUGUUUUUUAUUUUCAAAUUUGUAAUAAUUUUAAGAACUAAAGUUUAAUAUUAUACACUAUUUGAAUGUUAUAGUAUGUAAUUAAAAAUUCAAAUAUUGGUCAUAUUUGAACUUUGUAUUGCUUGCUAUAAUGUGAAGACGUGUAUAAUAUUGGAUAUAUGUAGGGCAGUCAUGAUUUUCAUUCAGCUUUCUGCAGAAUAUGUUACAUAACAUUCACUCAACUUUUUUCUUAGCUCAAACUUGAUGGCGGCACUGACAAGAAGUGCCAUGGUUGUGACAUGAAUUGCUGUAGGUCACGGUCUUCACUGAUAUGUUUUGCUGCUGGAUAAAAAUUACUGCUAUCAAUUGAAAGGAUAAAUAUUUUUGUUUGUGUUUAUUUGUUCCAAAAGUUAAUGGGGUUUUUUCUUCUUUUUUUAAAGUUAUUUAAAUAAUAAUAAGAAUUAAAACAAAAUUUAAUUUAAAAAUUAUAUAACAUCCAGAGUGUAUCAUGUAUCAUAAUGUAUCAUUUAAAUUCUGAAAUCAAAUACAUUUUUGACAACGGCUUUCUGCCAAAAGUACAGAACAGAAUAAAUCCAUAUUGGAAAUUUUUUUGUGGAACAAGAUUUAGUUGACUUUUAAAUACCUUCGAUGUAAACAAAUGUUUUUGCUAAAUGAUAGUCUUUGAAGUAUAAAUGGUACUGUGAGAGUAGACAUUUUUGUCUAGAUAUUAGUAGUUUUUUUGUGUGUAUGUGGUUUAAUUUUGGUUUUUAAACAAAAUAAAUCACAUCAUUCAAAAGAAAAACGUAGUUAGUGAUAAACGCGGUUGUGAUGGGCAUGUGUAAAAUUAAUUCUUGUUAAAAAAAAUUUAGUUGAGAAAGCUGUUAAUUUGCUUCUUUUUUCUUUCUUUAUCGUGUGAAUGAUGAAUGCUCUUUGUUUUGCACUUUUUAACAUUGAUUUUGUCUUGCCUUAUGAAGCAAAAAGGACAGGUAUUACUUUUUGGGCGGCAGUGACAGCAUCAAUUUUUGCAUCAAUGAAGCUUGGUUUUAAUUGCAUCUAUGGAUAUUCAUCACAAUGCUUAUAAAAAAAAAAAAAUUAAUUUGUUUUGUUUUAUAAAAAAUACUUUGGGUCUAGCUGAGCUUUAGCUUCAGCUCCAAUUCUCAAAAACUAGUUAUAUCAAUGAAACUAGAUUUAUGGUUUCAUCUAUUGAUGUUCAUCAUAUGUGAUAACAGAAUUAAUUAAAUUAAAACUUUAUUUGAAUUUCCUUAAUUGUAUUUUUUUUUUUUUUUUCUAUUUUUUUCUAUUUAUUUUAUUAUUCUUUAAAAAAAAAUAUGGACAAAUUUUAAUUUUUUAACGUGACAGAAAAUGUGAAGCAUUAUACCAAAAUAAAAAUGUAAUUAAAAAAGGUUUGUAAAAUAUUUUGUUACACUACCUGUACAUAUCACUUUGUGUAGUUUUAAUUUUAGAUUUGCAUUCUAUAGUAAUUACUGAUUACACUGUAGUCCUCACAGAUCACUUGUGAUAUUGCUGUGAUGUUUAUUAUAUUAUUUAAGCCAUUUAUGAUAUAUUUAAUUACUCUCCAGUACUUACAAAUGAAAUUUCUGCAAGUGAAUAGUUGGCUUAAUAGGGAAUCGGUUGGAAUAUCAUCAUCGAUCAUCAGUUACAACCAGUUAACUUUUGAUUAUACAAUGUUAGAAUUAUAUAAUCGUAUAAGGCUUUCAAGUAAGAUUAUACACUUAUUGUUGUAUUUGCUAAUUUUACUUUUAGUACCUGUUCAAGACCUUUUUUCUUUAUGUACACAUUAAAAGAAACAAACCAUGGUACAUUUGUAUAUUUAUAUCAAUUUCAUCAUGUAAACUAGGAAAAUUUACAGGUAACAUUUUUCACAGCAAUCAACUAUAUAUUUUCUAAUGAAUCAUCAGGAGCCCAACUAAUAAUCGAUCAGUGGAACCUCACUACUUAAUAGCACUACAAGAACCCAUGAUACAUGUUAUGAUUGUUUUAAAUGUGUAUGACUUCACUGAACAGUCACUAUAUUAUAAGUGUUUAAUAACAUUCUCACCAAUGUCCUUUUACACAAUCAGUGCAAACUUUAAUUUUCAUAAAGAAAAUAAGCCUUUGCAUGAAUGGUAGUAUGUAGUGAAUGUAUAGUAGUUUAAAAGAAACUCAAAUUGUAAAAAAUAAGGAAUGCCCUAUUUUUUAUUUAAAUACAAGGUAAAAAAAACUUUACAUGUUGUUAAUUAUUGAUGUCGAAUGUACUGUAAUUGUAACAUAUAUAUAUAAUUUUGGAAGCAAAUGGUUUAGUAAAUGCACCAUCUCACAGACUAUUUUUAUGGGUCUAAAUCCUGUUCUCUAAACCUUUUUCUCCCAUCAAAAUGUAAAUAAUUAAAAAAAGUGUUUUUUUUUUUUUUUUUUUGUAUAUCCCAAGGGAGAUAAUCUAAAUUGCUUUGGUAAAAAUGUGGAAAUCCAUUUAGACAAGUCUACCACAUAAGAAAGAAUCGUAAACUGACCUUCUAUAUGACUUGUCCCACAGCAGUGAUCAUAGAUUUUGUUGGUGGUGUGUAAAUUAGGAAUGCAGACUCAUUUGUUGCACUGUGUAUAUGUAUAUCAGUUAUACAGGUCCGGUUUUGCAUACAGUUGAGAUAAACAUAACAAUCAUGCAUUAUGUUAUUAAACUGUGCCUUGAGCUUCCGGUUUCACAUCUUUGACCAAUUACUUGGGCAAUCACUUAUUUAAUAUUUGUGUGAUAAACAUGGAGGUGUAUAUACAAUAAAUACAGCUUAUAUAUUUUU